Molecule: messenger RNA, 2829 nt
Organism: Eleginops maclovinus (Patagonian blennie)
Lineage: Eukaryota; Metazoa; Chordata; Actinopteri; Perciformes; Eleginopidae
Gene: vamp8
Product: vesicle-associated membrane protein 8 (endobrevin)
Exons: 3
Coding region: 210-578 (122 amino acids)
Biological process (GO): vesicle-mediated transport; mucus secretion; SNARE complex assembly
Cellular component (GO): plasma membrane; mucin granule; SNARE complex
Molecular function (GO): SNAP receptor activity; syntaxin binding
Source: RefSeq, a predicted model, not a curated record
UUCACACAUGACGCGGAGGAAUUUACUUUGAAAGGAGAAAAAAACAACAACCAGGAAGUCAAACAGAAGAGGAAACGCUCGCUGUUGUUUGAACAUACAACUCUGUAAACUAUUAAAAAAGGGGGUUUAAAAUACUUAUAAACAACAACAAUAACUUUAAACAAACUUCAUCCUCAUUUUGGGGCUCGAACGGGACUAUUUCCACCAACAUGGACAUUGAUCCGGAGCGAGGAGGAGCCGAGGCGGCGCCGGAGCCCAAAGACAAGGUUCAGACCCUGAAGGACCAGGUGGACGGGGUGAAGGACAUCAUGACGCAGAACGUAGACCGGAUCCUGGCCCGGGGGGAGAGGCUGGACGACCUGAUGGGGAAGUCAGAGGACCUGCAGCAAGGGGCUCAGCACUUCAAGCAGACGUCGGUGAAGGUGGCUCGUACCUACUGGUGGAAGAACGUGAAGCUGGUGGUGGUCAUCGUGGUGGUCGUCCUCAUCAUCGUGCUCAUCAUCAUCCUGCUCGCCACCGGAGUCAUUCCCAUCGGAAGCACCACAACUCCGCCCAGCAUCCCCACCAAGGCACCAUAAACACACACACACACACACACACAAUGUACAUACCAUCUUACAGUAAAACAGAAAGUAAUGUAUAGACUGAGAGAAUAACCGUUUGGUGAAACUGUUUCUGUCUCGAGCUUAUAAUGGUACCAGUGCUCCUAGUUUAUUGGCAAUUUAGUUAUUUAGAGUUAAUUUGAGAGAAACUGAACAAAAGUGUCAUCUGACGGCAGCAAAAACUGUCUCUGCUCAAAAAAAGUCAGCUCCUCUUUGUUAACGAUUAUUAUCCUUAAUUAUUACCCUGAAAAAAGUCACGUAAAGAGGCCCUGCUGUGCGUAUCGGGGGUUUGCUACUCCUGUAGUGUGUUCUAUAGUGUUGGGACUCCUUUGUUUCCUUACGGGCCAAAGUGACAUCACUACGUAACACUCACGCUACAACACAUUGUACCUGAUAGGCUAAGGGGUGGGACAUCUCUAAGCGGCGGACCAAUCAAUCACAGCAGAGCUAUCUGGGCAGUAUCCGGGCCUCUUUUUUAAAAGUGGAUUUCUGCAAUCCUUUACCAGGCAUUAUCAGUCUUGAAUGUAAACCCCCCCCCAUAUGCACCUUUACAACGGGGCGUUUGUCUAGUUUAAAAGAUAAAAAUGCAGUUUAAAAAACAUGUUUUCUGACAAAUCUUUAACUGUUAGGUCAGUGGAAGGUUUAAUUGUAUAUUGGAUAUGUUACUGUCUGUGGGCUUAUUAGUAUUAGUAGAAGUAUUCCUGCUGUCACUUUUCUCUGUAGUCAGACAAUCUAGAAAAGGGAAUCAUGUUAGAAGUUAUAUUUAAAUUGUAGGAACAUUUGUGCAAUCAGAUACUUGUUGGUUUGAGGAGAGGUUUGCGAUAUUAAUAAUACAGAGUCUUAAAAACUGUUAUCAGGCACAGAAAUCUAAUAAUUAACCUGUGGUGAGUUUCAAAACACUUUAACGCAAUCUGUGAAUGCACAUCAGAGUCUGAUUAGAGCUAGCAAAUAGAAAGCGGGGUAAAGCUAACAACCAAAGUUAGAAAUUGUCGAACAUUUCAAGGUUAAAAAACAACAUUUGCAGCUCUUUCGGAUUCCCCCCACCAAUACCAAAUGUCUAAAUAAAUGUCCCAGAUAUUGUCGCUGUGUGACUCCCCCUGACACACAAAUAGACUUACACACUUUUCAGUAGGUUUUGUACAAAGUAAGCUACGAAAGACAACUGUUUUGUCUGUCCGUUGAGUGUUUCCAGUGUUUAAGCUAGGCUAGGCUAGGCUAGGCUUGGCUUACCCGUGGCUAGCUGUAGCUUCAUAUCAAGCAUACAGACCGGCAAAUAACCCAAAGUGAACCGUGAAGAAUCUGCCAGUGGUCAACACAAACUGUAGUAGGUUCACAUUGACAAAAAGAUGUGUCUUUCUCAUCGGGGUUUGCACAAAUCAAGCAAAUGAGAUAGGAACUAUUUUUUAAAAUUGCUGUUUGUUUGGUGUUUUCGCUCUUUAAGCUAAGCUAACCAGUGGCUAGCUGUAGUGUAUAUUUACUGUAGAGACUCACAAACGCAGAAAAGGUAAAGAAAGGGUUUUAUUUCUAAUGUUUUCAGACACUUAUAAUACAAAUCGGAGCCUAAAACAAAAACGCUAGUGGAUUUACGUUGAUUAAAAAAAAAAGUUUACACUUCAGCCGAUUUUCUAUCCUUGACAAUCGACGGGUUUUUUUAAUCGCAAAUUGGUAAAUGUGAAAAUGAAAAAGCUACUAUUUUCAAAUCUGUUCCCACACAUCAGGUUCUUCCAUUAAUUAAAUAGUAAUAUACAUGGUAUAAAUACCCUGUGUCCUCCCUGCGGUUACAGUACCGGUUUAUCUCCUAAAAGGUCAAAAUAGUUCCCGUCCUGAACUGUAAAUAGUCGGCACAGUCUCUCCUCUUGUAUUGCAAAGUGUUAACGUGUUCUUAACGAGGCUGUUUAUUUAACGCUUCCUGUCUUCUUUCUUCUAAGCCUCAAUGAAUCAAUGGAGUGAUUUUUCAUUAGUCAGGUUGAUAAUCGUCCUAGAAGAAGCUGUGUUUUUGCGAUGCUCUGGGUGGAGUAGUUCUCCCAGUUCUCCCACUGACCGGGUUCAUGAUCACGUUCCUGUUGCACCAGGAGCGUCUGAUUUGAUCUGGAAACAGAGGAAAUAUGAAGAAUAAAUCCUGCUCAGCUGAUCAGUGUAACCUGAAUGUUUCACCAGCAGGGUUUUAUCGCAAUGACUUGUGAUGUUUAAUGGUUUUAAUGGUCCGGUAAUAAAUGAAUAGUAUUUA